Colletotrichum phormii is the source of this 1076-nucleotide messenger RNA. RefSeq lists its product as uncharacterized. The transcript has a single exon. The record is from RefSeq and is a predicted model, not a curated record. Lineage: Eukaryota; Fungi; Ascomycota; Sordariomycetes; Glomerellales; Glomerellaceae. Bases 141 to 650 code for a protein of 169 amino acids.
UCUUCGCACACGGCCCCUUCCCCCUCGAAUUUGAUCCUGAUCACCACUGGCCCAAAGGAAUUGUUCAACUGGGCAAAUUCUCCUCCAACCUUUCCAUCAACUACUCUGAGAUCCUUGUGCCACUCCCUGCGCAAAAAACCAUGGCUAGCCUAAAUCCCUCCCCAACUUCCUGGUGGAAACCCGCCGCCCUACCCCUCUUCACCGGCCUCCUUGCCCUCCUCGGCGCCGCAGACGGUUGCCUCAACCUCGCCAAGCCCGAAGGCGGGGCGGCGACUUUCGGCCUGGUGCCCCCGCCGCGGGACACCGUCACUCCGGCACAGUUCGACGCCUUCCACCACGCCCUCGUCAAGGUCAAGGGCGCCCGCAACCUGCACAUGUCGUCGUGGAUCCUGGGCUUGGUGCUCUACGGCCAGUUUUCCGACGUCUGCCGCGCGUCACCACUGGCGGCCACAGCGGUGCGGCGGUGCUUGGGGAUCGUGCUGAUGCUGGGCUCCGGCGUGGGCUUCAGCGGCGCGGCGGUCGUGUCCGAGUACAUGGGGAGUUCUGGUGCCUCAAACGAGGCAGUCGCGGUUGGUAGAGCCAAGGUGAAGGGCCAUUUGAUUGCCAACGUGCCCAUCUUGGCGUUGGGGUUGAUGUACUUGUUCUAUUGACUGCUUGACGUUUGCGAACAUUAUCGGUGAUUGAAUGUGCAUUAAUUACGACACUUUACCCCUCGAUCCUGUUUUUUCAUCACUGUUAGAACAUACGUAAUAGCCUUAGCACGGCGUCAAAAUCGAACUUCUCAACUCGGCCUUGCCAUAUCCAACAAUUCAAGUGCGGUCUACUACCAACUUCUUUGAGGUAGUCAGUCCUUCGGUACUCAGUGUUUUGCCAGAUCGACCUGAUCAUGGCCUUCAAAGCGACCCGAGAACGCCGAGUAUGCAGUAUUUGGAACGGAGCGAUACACAGAGCAAAAAAGGGGUGUCAAAUCUUGAGUGAUACCAUGGCAACAUGACACAUUUGAGGGUUUCUGUUACGAAAGAGGUAUAGCAGUGGAUAUCUAAGGGGUAGAGAUGAGGAGUAGACAGGGGUAUGGG